Pelagomonas calceolata is the source of this 1412-nucleotide messenger RNA. Lineage: Eukaryota; Pelagophyceae; Pelagomonadales; Pelagomonadaceae. The record is from the annotation of a GenBank genome assembly.
UGCAAUCUUGGACGCUGGGGAACGUGUAGGUGCGUCUUGUAAGGACGUUAGCUCGAUCAUACGUCGCUAUGAACCCGCAUUAACGAGCCCUGACGAAAAACGCAGCGAUGCGCGCGAUCCUAGCCCUGCUGCUCAUGGUGAGCCAAGCUGCAGCCCUGCAGACGCCAGGCCGCAGCGCGUUGCGGCUAAGGGGAGGAUCCGACGAAGUGGUCCAGCAAGAGCAGACCAACGCCACGAGGUCGGACUACGUCGUCAAGGGCACCAUCGGCGCCGCCGGCACGGGCGCGCUCGUCUGGGGUGCGAAAGCAACACUCAAUUUCUUGGGACGGCGGCGCGCUGCAGAAAGGCGGCGCGCGCGGAGCAUUGCCGUGCGCGCGCGGCGUUUCUUACGAAGCGGCCUCGCCUUCACGAAAACGGUCUCGACACGCGGGAAGACGGUCGCGGCGCACUGCACAACGCGCUGCACAACGCUGGGCGCGCGCGCGUGUGCACCACUGUAUGAUUGCGCGUCGACGUACGCCGCGCGGAGCUGCCUUCUUACGUUGCGGGUGGCCGAGUUCAACAACCGCACCGCGUCGCGCUUGUUUGCUUUCAUCAAUACACCAAUAAAACCGGCCACGGCCCGGAGCCAACUGAAAGCUGUAUUACGACAAGAAUUGAGGAUGCGCCCUUCAUUAUUGAGGGACGCUCGAAAAGGUAAAUUGGCCCUCGACGACGCUUGUUUAGAGAGAUAUCUGGCUGCGGCGAAAUGGAGCUUAGAUUUUCCCGAUAGACCCGUCGUCGACGCCAUCGGCGCCACGGCGGCCUGGCGCGCUUCCACAGUUGCCGCGCGCGCGCCCGACUCCAUUCGCGCAGAGCCGGCAUGGCGACGGUUUUUUUGGAGUGCUGGCGUGAAGACGCGGCGGAAAGAAGCGGUCCUCGUCCUGCACGCGAGGCACGCGGUGGAUGCGCCCCUCUCACAUUUGAUAAGAGUGAUAGAAGGAGGCUGUCGCUCUACACAACGCGCCUGUGUCGUCUUAGACGCGCGCGGCGCGCCGUCCUCAUCAUUAUUUGACGUCGCGAAGAAGAUGCAGAAGGCUUUACCGGUCUUCCAGGCGCACUACCCGGGGCGGUUGGGCCGCGUCGUCGUGUUGGAAGGUGGACGGCCCGUUUCUCUGAUAUGGGGCGUGCUCUCGAAGCUUUGUGAUGAGGAGGCGAAAGCUCGCAUCGCUUUCGUCGACUCGCUGGACCAAUUGGAUGCAAUUGUCAGUGUCGCCGAGCUGAACGGGCGAGAUGCGGUCUUCGCGGAGACGUCUAGGCUGGCUCAGGAAUCACAGGCGGAGGCGCCGCACACGCUCUACCUCUAAUAACACAUGUUUUACUAGUAUUCCGGACGCGUCGUCGGCGCGCGGGCGGACGCCGUCGACGCGACC